This is a messenger RNA of Perognathus longimembris pacificus (Pacific pocket mouse), 336 nucleotides long. RefSeq names its product vegetative cell wall protein gp1-like. The annotation marks the transcript as partial. NCBI's taxonomy places the organism in Eukaryota, Metazoa, Chordata, Mammalia, Rodentia, Heteromyidae. The transcript has 3 exons. The record is from RefSeq and is a predicted model, not a curated record.
CCGUCCUCACCACCGUCCUCACCACUGCCCUCACCACCGCCCUCACCACCGUCCUCACCACCGCCCUCACCACCGCCCUCACCACCGCCCUCACCACCGCCCUCACCACCGCCCUCACCAGCGUCCUCACCACCGCCCUCACCACCGCCCGCGCGUCCUCCACCACCGUCCUCACCACCGCCCUCACCACCGCCCUCACCACCGCCCUCACCACCGCCCUCACCAGCGUCCUCACCACCGCCCGCACCACCGCCCUCACCACCGUCCUCACCACCGUCCUCACCACCGUCCUCACCACCGCCCUCACCACCGCCCUCACCACCAUCCUCACCACCG